This is a messenger RNA of Episyrphus balteatus (marmalade hoverfly), 904 nucleotides long. RefSeq lists its product as uncharacterized. Lineage: Eukaryota; Metazoa; Arthropoda; Insecta; Diptera; Syrphidae. The record is from RefSeq and is a predicted model, not a curated record. The transcript is spliced from 4 exons. The coding region runs from base 105 to 620 and encodes 171 amino acids.
AUAUCCUUGAAUUUUCCAUCAAUUUGCAUGACAAACUUCUAGCAUCAAUCAAAAUUUUCAUUCGACGUCCUCUCACUCAUUCUAUGACAUCCGUUCCUAAAUAAAUGAUUGUCCUCUCUGACUCAAAAAUAGAACAGAAAAAAAAAACCAGCAUCACAUAUGUGGUCACAAUAAAUGGCAAUAAAUUACACAUUCAACGUGUCCAUGCCUGGGGCGGAAAAUCCUUGUGGAAAAUUAGUCUGAUUUAUUGCGCUGCUGGCAGCGUAAAGGCAUAUAAUCGGCGAGCAGCGGCGGCGAUGACGAACAAGAGAAGAGCAAUAAUAUUUGUCUUCAUCAUUCUUCUGACAAUGGGCGCACAUUUUCGUCUACCAAAUGCAAACAACAACGCCUCAAGGGGUGUCAGCGCCGAAGGGGUGUUGAAUUGCAAAAAAAGAAAUUACACAAACAACAUCAAAUCCAAUCGAUCAACAAGCAACCCCUUUCUUUUCGACUCAUUCGAGUAUUGUUUGGUUUUAUUUUUGAAAAAUUGUAUCAAAUCAAUCACAAGGACCAACCCUCAUAACUCAUGUCAGAUAACGUUACAGAAGACGAAUCGGUUAAAGUUAAAGGGUUAUACCUAGGGGGAGAGAACGAAAAACACACAGAAUGACGGGAGACACCAACGAAGAACAAACACCACCAGCCUCAAACCGAAAAACAAGGAUAAAUUAGAAAUAAUAAUGGUAAAUAAUAACGUAAUUGACAAGGAUAUUUGACAGAUAUACAUUUCGUGAUAAGGGAUCGUUGACAAGGUGUUUGUCAUUAAAAUUCAACAAAAAAAAAGAACCGAACAUGUGCGGAAAAGGGAUUUGCAUAAAUUUUCUUCUAUUUCAUUUGGUUUUUACACAAAAUUUACGAUUUGGAA